This is a messenger RNA of Saccostrea echinata, 990 nucleotides long. RefSeq lists its product as uncharacterized. The transcript is spliced from 2 exons. Bases 1 to 990 code for a protein of 329 amino acids. Gene Ontology annotation, biological process: proteasome-mediated ubiquitin-dependent protein catabolic process; negative regulation of translation; protein polyubiquitination. NCBI's taxonomy places the organism in Eukaryota, Metazoa, Mollusca, Bivalvia, Ostreida, Ostreidae. Gene Ontology annotation, molecular function: ubiquitin protein ligase activity; translation repressor activity. The record is from RefSeq and is a predicted model, not a curated record.
AUGAAGGAAAAUACUGAUCCUGUGCAACAGAUAAUACUCUCCUUGACGGUGAAAAUAAACAUGGAGGAUGUGAUUAAGUCACUGUGUGAAAGUCACGUCAUAGAGAUGGAAAAAAGAGAAGUAGGAAAUGUAUGUGGGCUAAAACUGAUGCCUACACCUGUGCUACACAAAUCAUUCACAGUUCAAGGUGUGAGUGGUGUAGAUCACAUUUCCUUUUUUACACCAGACAGAGUCUGGAUAAGCGAUUCGGAAAACAAUCUCAUCUUGACAAACAAAGAAGGUGGCAGAUUUCAUCAUCUAAGAGAUGUUAGAAAGCAUAAUUACGGAGUGCACACAAUGAAUACUACCGGUGAUCUUAUUUAUAGAGACAGGGAAGAUAACAUAAUCAAAUUAUCUAAAGAUAACAAUACAAAGUCAACACUGAUAGAGAAACCAGAACUAUUCAUACCAAUCUGUGUUUACUGCUCCCGCUCCAAUGCCGAUAUUUUAGUCGGGAUGAUUGAAUCUGAUACUUUGAGUGAAGGUAAGGUAAACCGAUAUAAUAGCAUAGGACAAUACUUACAAACAAUAAAACACGACAACAUAGGUCAGAAACUGUAUAGCUUUCCAAGAUACAUUACAGAAAACCACAAUAGAGAUGUUAUCGUAUCUGACACAAGGCUUGGUGUAGUGGUGACGGAUCAUACAGGAAGACAUCGAUUCACCUACAAAGGACCUCUACCAGCAAAAGAACUGCAACCACGUGGAAUCUGUACAGAUGCAUUGUCAUAUAUUCUGGUGUGUGAUGAUAAAACUAACACAAUACAUAAGCUUAACAAGGACGGUCAAUUGAUGUCAUUGAUUCCGGCACAUCGACAAGGGAUACGUAGACCACGGGGCCUGGGAUAUGAUUACAAGGCUCAUCUUCUCUGGGUUGGAUCAUCGGACAACAACGAAGUGUGCAUGUACAGAUACAUAAAAAGAGAAAACGAUCCAGGUGAAAAGGUAUAA